Messenger RNA from Pocillopora damicornis (cauliflower coral), 1065 nucleotides. RefSeq names its product histamine H2 receptor-like. Gene Ontology annotation, biological process: G protein-coupled receptor signaling pathway. Gene Ontology annotation, molecular function: G protein-coupled receptor activity. Gene Ontology annotation, cellular component: membrane. NCBI's taxonomy places the organism in Eukaryota, Metazoa, Cnidaria, Anthozoa, Scleractinia, Pocilloporidae. The record is from RefSeq and is a predicted model, not a curated record.
UCACUAAUUCGAGCUUCGUAUCUUCCACUCUAUCCCAUCGUCUGAUUGUAAAUUAGUUUUAGUAGCGCUGAAAAUUUGAUUGAGCUUCAUGUCUCUGUUCGGUGAAUAUCCGUGCACUAAUCAAUCAGUUGCUCCAAUCCACAUUGCGUUCACGACGGCCGCAGUAACUGUUCCUUUAUGUCUGUUUACGGUCGCUGGGAAUGUACUCGUCGUGUUAGCAAUCUUCAUCGAUCCAAACAAAGAUCUCAAAUCACCUUUUAACUACUUUGUGGCCAGCCUUGCCAUUAGCGAUCUUUUGGUGGGAUUCGUCGUCGACCCGACUUCGGUAGUGUAUCAUGUAAUGGAAGGAACUGCGAGAAAAAGACCACCAGCAUCCUACCUUCACGUGCCGUACUUCAUUUCGUGUACAGCUUCUGUUCUCAGUUUGGCAGCUUUAACACUGGAUCGAUAUUUGGCGAUAACGUCUCCGUUAACCUACAGAACAAAGUUAAAUCCGAAGCGAGCAGGUUUUGUGGCGGCUGGCAUCUGGUUAUUCUCACUAAGUUUCCCUUUCAUAUACCUUGUCACGGGUUACCUCACAUAUUCAUUUGUCUUCCUCCACACAGUCGUGAUUGGCACUCUCUUAAUCAUCAUUCUUACUUAUCACAAGAUCCUUCGUGUAUUAAAAAGUCAAAUGGAACAGUGGAAUUCUUUGGAUCAGACGAACGUAGACAAUCAGGCGAAGAGACAGGCAGCAAGAUGGGAACAGAAAGUAACCGAAACCUUUAUUAUCACACUGGCUUUCUUCUUAGCAUGCUAUCUUCCUGCCUGUAUCUGCAUUUACAUUGUUAACUUAUGCAAAGCAUGCAGUUGCACUCUUAUACACUGGGCAAGAGAUAUUCCUUCUCUUUUGAUCACGGCUAAUUCAGGAGUGAACCCGUUUGUGUAUGCCUGGCGGUUUGAAAAUUUCAGGAAAGCGUUCGCAAAACUUCUGGGGAACAGAAAGUGCUGUAGAAAACAAAGACAAAGAACUUUAACAUUUGACAACAUAGCCAUGCAGGGAACAGAAAGUAACUAAGAUUGCAA